Molecule: messenger RNA, 768 nt
Organism: Effrenium voratum
Lineage: Eukaryota; Dinophyceae; Suessiales; Symbiodiniaceae
Source: the annotation of a GenBank genome assembly
AUGGUGCACCACGAGGACAAGAACCUCCUCAUUGAGUCCCACUCCCAGCACCUCGACGCAUCACUCUUGCAGGACGACCCAUCCGGAGCGGUGGGCUACGGGUUCCAGGACGGCCAAGAGGUCCAUGCCAGUCCCUUGGUCACACGGUUCGACGGCCGGGAGGCGGAGACGGGUUCCUGCUUGGCCUUUGCUCCAAGGGGCAAGAACGGAGCCCACGUGGCCAACCAUCAAGAGGCGACGAAAACUGACUGGACGGCGCCCAGCAAGGAGAACUUCAUCCAGCUGGAGCCCUGGGCUGUGCCUUGCGACAAUGCUUGGAUGAAGGACAACUGGAACAAGUGGCAGGGCUAUUCCUUCUACACUGCGACAUUGCCCAUUGAGAAGUGCUUGACUAUCACCUUUUCGAUCAUGCAGCCAGUUGUGGCCUUUGUGGGGGGCUUAGAACUCGAACUGCUACCCAAGCCGCUCUUUGAGUUGGCGACCACGGUGUGCUGGCCGAACAAGAUGCCCGGCGGCUUGGACCUGUCGAUCCUCCGCUCAGAGAUCAAGAGCGGAGGGAACCUUGUGUUUAGCCGGACGCUGCGCUUGGCUAAGCGCUUUGGCCAGGGCACGGACUUCGUCAAGGCCAAUGUGGAGAGUAGCUACCAAACCUCGAAGCAUGUAGUUGGGCUACCUGAAUCCGAAGGUCAGAGCAGAAGCGCUUUCGAUAAGAUGUCUCUCUUGGAAUCGAAGCAACGGCACGGCAGAGUCGCUGCACUGGAAAACUGA